Mesorhabditis belari is the source of this 378-nucleotide messenger RNA. NCBI's taxonomy places the organism in Eukaryota, Metazoa, Nematoda, Chromadorea, Rhabditida, Rhabditidae. The record is from the annotation of a GenBank genome assembly.
AUGAUGGACAAAGAAGUGAAAUUGGAUCUGCCGGACAAUCUGAUCACCAAAAGCACUAUCAAAUCUGCAUUUUUACUUGACGAUGAUGCAGUUAUUUCAUUGUCGUAUGGAUUGGAUGAUCAUCAAAAAUAUUGUCGAGUGAAUGAAGCUGGCACGACGUUUUUGCUUCCGGAUGGAUGGCCCGCUAUCCAGUUUUUCGUUGACUCGAAUAAGGCACCUUCGCGACCGGAAACUCCUGCUGAUAUCGAAGCACAAUUUUCGGACUACAAACGGGAUCGACCUGAAUCGCCCUACGUUAUUGAUGAGAAACUGGCGAGCGAACUUUUGCAACCGGCUCUUCUUUGCUCCUCGAGCUUAACCUUGUUUACUUUUAGUGAU